Molecule: messenger RNA, 853 nt
Organism: Rhopalosiphum padi (bird cherry-oat aphid)
Lineage: Eukaryota; Metazoa; Arthropoda; Insecta; Hemiptera; Aphididae
Exons: 4
Coding region: 377-778 (133 amino acids)
Source: RefSeq, a predicted model, not a curated record
UUUCAUUGUGUAUUUACAAUUUACUGCGUUUUGUUGUUAAACUGUUGAAGUCAUAUUACGUUGGCGUAUUUAGUAAUACAUACAUUUUUUAAUUAAAAACCGUAGUUGCAACCGUAAUAUGGUUAGCAGUUGUUGCAUAAAGACUUGCCCAACUAUUGCUGGUCAAGGGUUAAUACUACACAGGAUCCCUAAAGAUCUUGAACUUCGAUCAAAAUGGUUGAAGUUUAUUUAGUUAAUUGACCAAUUUUUUAAACUGAAGCCUUCACACGUAGUUUGCGAAAGUCACUUUUGUGAAAAUGAUUAUUCAAUACCAAUUACUAGCAUAAAUAAUCAAAAAAAACUAAAGCAGGAUGCAGUCCCUAGUAUUAUUAAUACAAUGUGUAUAAGUUCUCGGCGCUCAUUAAGUUUUGAAAGUACUAUCGAUAAAAUACAUAAUGAAUUGGAUGAAGAAGUGGUGCCAUUACCUUCAGAAAUAUUAGUUGAAGAAAGUAGUUUAGACACAUUGAGUAAAGAUGAAUUGGUUGAUGAAAAAUCACUAACCACGCCUCCUUCAAGAUUUACCCAUUUUUCUCAAAGGGAACGGAAAGUGUAUUUUGAAGACUUUAAAUCCCUUAGUGAUAUAGAAACUCCCAAAAGCCGCUUGAAGUAUUGGCAUGCUUCACAGUUUGUUAUUUUAAAGCUAAAAAAGAAAAUUAAAAGAUUUACCAGUUACAAUACAAAAUUCCAGAACAAAAUAAAAAAAUUAUCCAGCCUUAUUGAACACUUGAAUGAAGAUUAAAUAUGUUUUAAAGGUAAAAAACUAAAAAACAACAGUUGUUCAACUUCUUAUACUUUGUUAAACAGUAUUUCUUAG